Messenger RNA from Brassica napus (rape), 7185 nucleotides. RefSeq names its product receptor-like serine/threonine-protein kinase SD1-8. The record is from RefSeq and is a predicted model, not a curated record. Gene Ontology annotation, molecular function: protein serine/threonine kinase activity; ATP binding. Lineage: Eukaryota; Viridiplantae; Streptophyta; Magnoliopsida; Brassicales; Brassicaceae. Gene Ontology annotation, biological process: protein phosphorylation; recognition of pollen. The transcript has 8 exons.
UCAUCCCGCAACCGCAAACGCUAGCUGGAACCAGCUUUUGAAUUUAAGAGGCUUGAAGUGGUAUAGAGCAGUUUGAAUGAUUGUUGCAAAACACCAACAACCGCUACAAACCGCAAAAGCUGCGUUUGCGGAUGGUAGCAGGGAAACCAGUCAUGCCCUAACCCGGUAGAAACGUAAGUAAGACUUCAUAUACCCGAGUCUUGAAUGCCAAAGAUUAAUCUUAUUUGGUUCUGCGUUUCUAAGAUUUGCUUAUGCCUUUGACAAUGUUCUUUUUUAUUUUUUACAACAAAAGGCCAAAACGAAACUAAGUUGAUUCCUAAUCCAAGAGCCACCUCGGGGGAAAUGAGUCAACAUAAACCAUAGCAAAAGGCUGAUUCUAGCACCUCGUGCCAGCUUAUCCGCCAUUGUAUUUUGUGCCCUCGGAAUAUGUUGAAUAGUAAAGGGAUGAAAAAAUUCCUUACAUCGCAGAAACUCCUCUAUGUGUGUAGUGAACGCCGGCCAUUCUGUUGGUGUAGACACCAUCUUCACCAGAUAAGAGCAGUCAGUUGCAAACACCACUUCAGAGAUUUGUAAGGUCUUCAUGCACUUCAUUGCCCAUAUCAAAGUUUCACAUUCAGCAUGUAAAGGUGAUAGACUCUUGCGAAUAGACAUUGCACCCAUCAUAGUAUCAGUUGAUCCACCUUUUUUGACAAUGUUCCUUGUAGGUAAUAUAAUUAUUCCUUAUAAUUUUCAGUUAUUACCUUCUCUCCAUCCUUGUAAACUUCAAUCUUAAAGUCUCCUCCGUGUAUGUGCAACAAGCCUUCUCUAGCAUGCCAUAUGAGAUGAGAUUUGUACUCAUAUUUGGCAUGUAAAGUACUUCGGUGAGUAUAACUUCUUUUCCAUCACAAUUUAUGAUUUGAAUAUACCAAUGUCUUUGACAUCACAAUGCAUAUUGUUUGCCAUCAAACCUUAUACCAUCUUCCACUUCCUUGAAGUCAAACAAAACAUCUCUUUGUGAUGAUAUGUAAUAAGCAUUCCGAGUCAAGAACCCACUCCUCCUUCGUCUCGUGAACACUCGCAGUUAGCACCAGUGGCUGCUUGGUUUCAGACACCACAUUGGCUGAAUCUAUAGCUGAUGACUGUUUGUUAUGUCUUUAUGGACACUCUCUCUUCGACUGACCAGCUUUUCUGCAAAUAAAGCAUCCAAUCUUUUAGUUUUUAUUGUACCUUGGCCUUUAUUUCCAUCGUUCAUCUCUAGACUUUUAUCUUCCUCUUCCCUAGCAGUUUUCAUUCUUGUCAAGUCUUUCAUUCAAUCUUCAUCUUGAUUUUACGUACAAGCCUUCUGAAUCUGACAUGCUUUUGUUCAACAGUCUUUCAAUUCAAUCUCUUUAGAGUAAGCAUAUGUCUUCAUAAAUAAUCUAUUUUUCAUAAGAUCUCGUAUUUUCAAACACUUAAAACAUUUUUUCCAUCUUCGCUAGAUAAGUUUUGAUUCCAACUUAUCUCUUUUGUAGAUCCAAUGGAUGUAGAGAUCAUCAAGACCAUACGGCCGUCAAUCACAGGAGUUAGUGAUUCUACUAUUUGGAUCCAUACAAAUGAUGACCAAUAUUCAGCCAAAUCAGGUUAUAAAUUUUUACGAAAUUUCUGUCUACAUCAAGAUAAGCCAAAUACUGGCAAUGUAGAUAGAAACCUCUUGAGUGAUGCUUGUAGUAGUAUUUGGAAACUAGAUGCUCCACCAAAGAUUAAACAUUUUUGGUGGAAAGUAGCUCAUAAUUCAAUCUCUACUGAAGAGAACUUGCACAAAAGAAAAAUGGUGGGAGAUAACACAUGUCAAUUGUGUGGUGAACAUCUGGAGACAACAAACCAUCUGAUCUUCCAAUGCAGAAACAACAAGGAAAUAUGGAACAUGACACCAUCUAUCCAAAUACCAGGUGACAACUUACUACGUAACUCAUUAUUAGAAAACGUAAGCAUACUGCUUACCCUCGGUAAUGGAAAGAGAAAGCCCAUACCUGAUGUUAUCAAUCAGGCACUGAUAGACUAUAAUAAAAUCUGGAAAAAUACAUCAGAGGCAAAUGAGUUACAAGUUGAGCUACCUGAAAGCUAUACUAUUACUGCCCCGAAAAGAUGUAGCAGCAUUGAUGAUAUAAUUAUAAAAGCUAAUACUUUGUGAUGCUUUGUAGAUGGUUCUUGGACGUCACCAAAGGACAAGGCUGGAAUUGGUUGGGCUCUAUUCAAUUCUGAAGCAAAAGUUAUAUUGGAAGGAAACGCAGCAAUAGAACCAGUCAAUUCUCCACUAGAAGCUGAAGCUGAAGCAUUGAGAAUGGCGAUAAUAAAAUUGAGGAAGCUAAGAUAUUACACAGUCACCUUCUAUGGAGAUUCCUCUGAUCUUUAUGAUACAAUCUCAAAACAAUCUCAUCAAGCUUGCCACAUCACUUCGAAAGGAACUCAUUGUCCAACUCACAUGAAAGAUAUUGCCAGUCUGGCAAGAGGGAACGAAUACAACUUUUGCUUCCAAAAGAUUGAAAAGUCUCGUAAUGUUGUUGCAGAUAAAUUAGCUAAAGAGGGGUAGGAUUACAAACUCAAAUUAUGUUGUAAGUUGGAAAAACAAUAUGUAACAUUUACUAAUGUUUAAUAGUAAGGUUGACAAAAAAAAAGGUUUCGAUUCCGACAAAAAUAAGACCACAUAUUAUUAAAAUACUACCUUUCUUUUUUAUUUUUGAAAUAAAAUACUACUUUUCAAAGGUCACGAGUACAAAUUUUUUUCAGAUGUAGACGAGAAGACCAAGACAAUAAAGCCCAAAACAGACGUCAAGAAAAAUAAGGGAGCUAAAAAAGCGAAUGUGAACUAAAUUUAUAUUACACAGCAAAUUUCUCCGAAGAUUAAAAAAAAAAAAAAUCUCAUAUAUAUUUAUUCUCAACAAAGAAGGAUAAAUGAUAAAGAAAAGGUUAAGUACUAAACAAAGAAAGUGGCAUUCAAAAAUGAACGGUGUACCAAACUUCCACCAUUGUUACACCUUCGUUUUAGUCUUAGUACUACUGUUCCCAGUUUUUUCUGUCUCUACAAACACUUUGUCGGCAAAAGAGUCUCUGACAAUCUCAAGCCACAAUACUAUUGUGUCUCCUUCUCAUAUCUUCGAACUCGGUUUCUUCAAGCUCCCGUCAAAUUCUGGAUGGUAUAUCGGCAUUUGGUACAAGGUAAUCUCUAAGACUAAGAGAACCUACGUAUGGGUUGCAAACAGAAACAGCCCUCUCUCAAGUCCCAUGGGAACUCUCAAAAUCUCCGAUAAUAAUCUUGUCAUUUUGGACAUAUCCAAUACUACUACACCUGUUUCUGUUUGGUCCACGAAUCUGACCAGAGGAGAUAUUAAAUCUCCGGUUAUCGCAGAGCUUCUCGAUAACGGUAACUUCGUGCUCAGAGACUCCAACAACAACAAGCCAGAUGGAAUCUUGUGGCAGAGUUUCGAUUUUCCGACAGAUACUUUACUCCCCGAGAUGAAACUAGGUUGGGAUCGUAAAACAGGAUUCAACAGACUACUUAGAUCUUGGAGAAGUCCAGAUGAUCCAUCAAGCGGCGAUUACUCGUUCAAAAUGGAAACCAAAGGGUUCCCUCAGAUUUUUCUAUGGAAGAGCGACUCGAGGCGGCUGUAUCGAAGCCGUCCAUGGAACGGAGUCCGGUUCAGUGACGCACCGGAGAUGCAACCAUUUAACGACUUGGUUCUUAAUUUCAGAGUGAGUAAUGAAGAGGUGACUUACUCAUUCCAAAUCACCAAAGACAACAUUUACUCGAUAUUUACCUUAAGCAGCAAGGGGUUAUUAGAACGAUUUACUUGGAAUGAGACAGAACAUAACUGGCACCAGUUUUGGCACGCACCAAAAGACCAAUGCGAUCAGUACAAAGUGUGUGGGAGUUACAGUUACUGCAACUCGAAAAAAUCGCCGGUUUGUCAAUGUAUUAAAGGGUUUGAGCCAGAACCAAUGUAUCCGGUGGUAUUGGGGUUAAGAAACAGGUCGGGUGGGUGCGCGAGGCAGACGCAGGUGAGCUGCGACGGCCGAGAUGGGUUUGUGCAGUUGAAGAAUAUCAAAUUGCCGGAUUCAAUGGAGGCCAGUGUGGACAGAAGGAUUGGAGUUAAAGAAUGUAAAGACAGAUGCCUUAAAGAUUGUAGUUGUACGGCGUUUGCCAAUAGGGACAUCCAUCGUGGUGGGUGGGGUUGCAUGACUUGGACCGGUGAGCUUGUGGAUAUCCGGAGUUACACCAAGACAAGUCAGGAUCUUUACGUGAGAGUCGUCAGACAGGCAGCUGCUGAUCAAGAUGACAAGAGUAAGAAAAGUGCAAAAGUUAUAGGUUCAAGUAUUGGAGUCAGCAUGUUGCUUGUUUUAAGUUUCAUUAUCUAUGGCUUUCGUAUGUGGAAGCAGAAGCGAUCAUCUAUUGAUUUUCCGAUGAAAGAAGCUCUACUAUCAAGUAUGGGACACAUAUCUAGAGAAAAUAAAACAGAGGACCUUGAAUUGCCGUUGAUGGAGUUUGAUGCUAUUGCCACUGCCACUGACAAUUUUUCUGAUGCCAACAAGCUCGGUCAAGGUGGUUUCGGUAUAGUUUACAAGGGCAGGUUACUUGACGGCAAAGAAAUUGCAGUGAAGAGACUGUCAAAAACGUCAGUUCAAGGGAACGAUGAGUUCAUGAACGAGGUGAGACUGAUUGCAAGGCUUCAGCACAUAAACCUUGUUCGUCUUCUUGGAUGUUGCGUUAAUAAGGAUGAGAAGAUGUUGAUCUAUGAGUACUUGGAGAAUCUAAGCUUUGAUUCGCAUCUCUUUGGUUAGUGACUCAAAAACAAGCGCUCUAACUUAGACUGGAAAAAGAGAUUUGACAUUGUUAAUGGUAUUGCUAGAGGACUUCUCUAUCUUCAUCAAGAUUCACGGUUUAGGGUUAUCCAUAGAGACUUGAAAGCAAGUAACGUCUUGCUUGAUAAAGAUAUGACUCCAAAGAUCUCAGAUUUUGGGAUGGCCAGGAUCUUUGGACGGGAUGAGACAGAAGCUAACACGAGGAAGGUGGUCGGAACUUAUGGCUACAUGUCUCCUGAAUAUGCAAUGUACGGGAAGUUCUCAAUGAAGUCAGAUGUUUUCAGCUUUGGGGUCUUACUUCUUGAGAUUAUAAGUGGCAAGAGGAACAAUUCAUUCUACGACUCGGACCGUGACCUUAAUCUUCUCAGUUUUGUGUGGAGAUAUUGGAAGAAAGGAAAAGGCCUAGAGAUCGCAGAUCCGGUAAUUGUAGAUUGGUCAUCAUCAACUUUUCGGCCGCAUGAAAUCUUAAGAUGCAUACAAAUUGGUCUCUUGUGUGUUCAAGAAAGUGCGGACGACAGACCAAUGAUGUCGUCGGUAGUUUUGAUGUUUGGAAGCGAAACAACGGCUAUUCCUCAGCCUAAAACUCCCGGUUUUUGCGCAGGGAAAAGUCCCUCUGAUAGUAAACAGCGUGAAUAUAGAUCCUGGACAGUGAACCAAAUCACUCUCUCGAUCCUUGAUGCUCGGUAAUUUCAAAGUUUUCUAGCCGAUCUGUUAAUACGCAAGUCUCUGUUAAGUCCCAGUAGCUAAGUUACAACUUCAACUAUUGUAUCAUUAUCACUGCCAAUGCUUUUGGUAUGAACGUUCCACGUAAAGCACAAAAAUCAGAAUAAAAGCUUCUUCUAGUCUUAAUAUCUUUUAGAGAUUAAGAUUAAUUUUUUCAAAGUUAUUUUCAUCAACAAUAGAAACCCUUAUCUAGAUUUUUUUAAAACACUUAAUCAACCCUUAACUAAAAAGAAAAAUAUUUAAACAUAUAAAAAAUAAUGGUGUGUAGAUUCAGAUUCAGUUUGAGUCUAUUCGGGGUUUAGAGCUUCCGGGAUUAGAGAUUUACACACCAUUCAUAUAUUUAAAAAUUUUGGUUCCAAUUUGAUUAGAGUUUUUUGCGGGUUUGGUUCGAAUUUGGAUACAUGUUUAAAUUAUGUAAACAAAUUAAAUCUAUAGUAUAUAAAAGUUGAGGUUAUAAGCAGGGCCGACCCUGACGGCUUAGAAGCAAACAAUUUUUUUUGGCUCGUUAUCUCAAUAAAUGAAAAAUAUAGUGAAAAUGCAACGGCUUGAUUUGAAUUCACCACCUGAAAAUAUCCAAACAGGAGUUGUAACCAAAGCUAAAUAUUAUCUUCUGUUAUUAUUGGUCCCUAAAAGUAAUUAAUCUAACUAGAUUCUUUUUCCGCGCUACGCGCGGAUUAUGUAUUUUAAAUUAGUAUAAUUAUAUAAUGUUUUGAUUAGUUUUUGUUUUAUUUUAUAUUUAGUGUAUUGUUUUUUUUCUUUUUGCAUGGCUAGUUUUCCCAAUAUUAACUUAAUAAGUUAUUAUUUGCGUAAGUGUUUUUGGUUGGUCGGUCUCUAAAUUUUCUUCAAUAAUUUUAUUGAUGUUUUAUUUUUUUCAAUAAUUUUAUUGAUGUUUAUUUUUUUAAUAUUUUAACAUAAUUUAGAAUUAAUAAACCGGUAUUCUGAAGCUGCAAACAACAUCAAUAGUGGUGUUAUAGUAAAUUUUUGUUUCAAAUAUUGAAGCGAGUAAUAAUUUUCACAUACUUUCAUGGUAAUUCAUAUUUUAAAUUUAAUCAUAUUUUUCAUAUGUAAAUUAUUGCAUCAAACAGGGGAGAUUAGUUUUUAUUUGACCAGUUUAACUUAAUAUUUUCAUUGUUUUGUGCUUGGUUUAUUGAUAUAAAAUGGGGAAUUUAAUUUCAUUUUCUUCUUUAUUGUUAGACAGAGUCUUUUUUUUUUGUAAAAUAUGUUUUAUUAUGUAAAGCGAAAAUAUAAUAGUACUUAUCACUACAAAAUAAAAUAUUUUAGGUUAUUUUCUGUUAUAUUUUGUAAAUUUAAUAAUACGAUCUGUAUAUAUGACUUUCAACAUAGUUUAAAAUGAUCAAAAAAUUCAUCAUAAGUAAAUGCAUCGGAAUAACAAUUGUUUGAUAAUGCACUUCAAAGUAUUAUUAUAGGUUUUGGAGUUUUCUUUGGAGUUGAUUGUUGAAUAAUAGUCUCAGAACUGAGACUAUUUUUAUUCAUUUCAUGGUGUAAUAUUGAGUUUAAUAAAAGAUAAUAAUUUAAAACAUACACCAAAUAAAAAAACAUGUAAAAUAUAAUAUUAUAUAAUAAUAUUCAAUAUUUUAAAAAUAGAUAAAUAAUGUAUAUGUUAAAGAAAUUAAAAAGCGAUUUCAA